Messenger RNA from Pseudozyma hubeiensis SY62, 861 nucleotides. Its product is annotated as potential aldo/keto reductase. NCBI's taxonomy places the organism in Eukaryota, Fungi, Basidiomycota, Ustilaginomycetes, Ustilaginales, Ustilaginaceae. The record is from RefSeq and is a predicted model, not a curated record. The coding region runs from base 1 to 861 and encodes 286 amino acids. Gene Ontology annotation, molecular function: oxidoreductase activity. The transcript has a single exon.
AUGUCGACUAAGCUCACGCUGCAGUCAACAUACCCUCUCUUGGGCGAUGCGGGUGCCGAGAUGCCCGUACUUGGCUUUGGUGUCUACAAGAGUCCUCAGGACGUGACCGAACGCUCCGUCACUACCGCGCUCAAGACGGGCUACCGUCAUAUCGACUCGGCGCAGUACUACGAGAACGAAGCGCAAGUGGGAAACGCAGUUCGUGCGUGGUGUCUCGAGACGCACACUUCUCGACGAGACGUGUUUGUCACCACCAAGAUCAUCUUUCCCGCCAAGACCAAGGAAGAGACGCUCGAGUCUUUGCGAGAAUCCGUCCAGAAGGUCAACCUUGACGGCUACGUUGACUGCUUCCUGAUCCACACGCCCACCUCGGGACCGGAAGGACGCAAGCACCUGUGGGAAGCCCUCAAGGAGCUUCACUCUGAAGGCAAAGUGGUCACGAUCGGUGUCAGCAACUUUGGUGUUAAGCACCUGCAAGAACUCAUCGAUCGCAACGAGACGCCGGCGGUGAACCAGAUCGAGAUCCACCCGUGGUGUCAGCAGCGACCGAUCGUGGAGCUGUGCAAGAAGCACAAGAUCGUGGUGCAGGCGUACUGCCCGAUCGUUCGAGGCGAACACGCGGAUGAUGCGGAUGUGCUCAAGAUCGCCGAGAAGCACAAGGUGGAUUGGUCGCAGGUGCUUCUGCGUUGGUCGUUGCAGAAGGGGUACGUGCCGCUACCCAAGUCGGAUACGCCCUCGCGCAUCGCGUCCAAUGCCGAUCUGUAUGGAUUUGAACUCGAUGACGAGGACAUGAAGACGUUGGAUGCAAAGGAUCAGGGCGCCAAGGGCGCCGUUGCCCCCAACCCGGUCGACUGCGAGUAA